Messenger RNA from Pelobates cultripes (western spadefoot toad), 1702 nucleotides. Lineage: Eukaryota; Metazoa; Chordata; Amphibia; Anura; Pelobatidae. The record is from the annotation of a GenBank genome assembly.
AUGGCAGAAGCAAAUACAUUUGCAAUCGUCAAAUUUAUAGAUGAAGAUGAUGCUCCAGGCAUUAUUCUACUUUCAUGGCUGGCGACUGAUUACUCUACAUGUUACUAUCCAGAGUCUAAAACUGACCAAAUGAGAGAACGCCUCAUUAAGGAUGACGUGAGUCCAUAGAACAAAGCAUACAAGUGGGCAAUCUGCAAAGUGCAUGUUAUUGUGAGUAUCUACUCUUUUGUAUAGUAAUACAAUAAACCUGCUAGUCAUUUUCUUCUAGUUUAUUUGUCCUACAGUAUACUUCGUGUGUGUGUUUGUGUGUGUGUGUGUGUGUAUAUAUAUAUUUAAUAUUUAUUUUCUUUGUCUUUGUGUAUUUCCAGCUACAUUUGCUUUGGCCAGAAGUAAUCUUAAAAAAGCAGAGGAAACCUCAGGCCUGGACCCUGAACCUGACCUCAGUGAGGAAAGAAAAUCAAGAAAGCAACUGUAUUGCUUCCUGGAGAAGAGGCUGGUGAUGAAGAAUCUGACAUAGCAGAAACAGAAAUACAAAACCGUGUAACAAGGUGUCCAUCCGUACAACAACGAUUAUCUGUGCUACCACCUUUCCCUCAGCCUGAGUCCUUUCAUGUACCAGUUGCUGCAUCUUCUCCUUUAUUCUCACAUUUACCUUUUCUUCCUUAGCUAUUUUUUCUAAUGUUCCAUAUGUUUCUUCACCAACUAACUUCCCCCAAUCAGCCCUGCUUGUUUCAACUACACAUUGCCCCUCUAAUAAUGCACCUCUUACACACACUUUAACAGAUAUUUCUAAAUCCUGCUUUACACCUUUCCAACACGAGUCGUCCGUUACAAAAUUUCUGCAUUCUUCAAAAACCUCUUACACUCAAAGUCCUCCAACUAUAAUUCCUUUCGCUAUUCCCUUAUAGGGUUGCUGCCCUCAUAUUAGCUAGCGCUUACUCUUUGUUCUGUUAUAAUUCCUUUCAAUUCUGCUGCAUCUAGUAGAGCUACACACCAUUCUUCCAUUCAAGAAGACGUGCAGCACAUUUCCCAUUAUCUAGGUUUGUAUAACAGAUAUUUUUUUUCUAUUUUUGUUUGCAAUGUAUAUUUUUUUUAUUGUGUUCAUGUUUUAUUAAGUAUUUUACAUAAGUUAAAUUGUCUGCUUCAUUUCCACACUGCUUGCAAAAGAUCAUGUACUCUUCAUUUGGUCCCAAUAUGCUUGCUGUACAUUAUUUUACCGUGAUCUAAGGCUAAACCUAAAAAAAAGCUCUUAGAUGAAUCUUAAGCCCUCACCAACAAUUUUGUGUUGAAGAAGUAGAAAUUUGAGGUAGUUUGCAUAAUUUGUAUUCUGAAUAAAAGGAGGAAAACAUAGUUUAGUUGUCACUUUCUGACAUGGUCAAAUGGAGAGUGCUCAAUAAUUACAACAGGGCAUUUAAAGUUGCUCUCGGUAAUAUGUCUUACUGAUUCCGUUCUUUUAUUUCUAGCUCCAGCAAGAGAGAAUAGAAAAUGGGCAGAUGUUCUGCAGUGGGUGGCAGACAUAACUGGAAGACUUGAAAAAAUAGAGGAAAGAUUGGAAGCCAUAGCACAAAUACAUGUACCUAUAGCAGAAGAAGAUGACACAUACAUUUUUAGUCUUCUGGCCCUGAAGUCUUUGGACUACUUUCAAAAAUUGGUAGAUGCUUUGAAAACAAGCAAAUCUCUGAAAAACAAACUGGUAAUUUGA